Messenger RNA from Solenopsis invicta (red fire ant), 7771 nucleotides. RefSeq lists its product as uncharacterized. Lineage: Eukaryota; Metazoa; Arthropoda; Insecta; Hymenoptera; Formicidae. The transcript has 3 exons. The record is from RefSeq and is a predicted model, not a curated record. The coding region runs from base 1672 to 3492 and encodes 606 amino acids.
CGUUAGCCGAGUUCGUUCAGCGAUCAGUUGUUCGCCGCGCGCGCGCCGAGCUGUCACGUCAUUAACGUUUCGUCGUCGCUCAGCGCUCCCUCCAGUUCCGCGUGUUAACGCGCGUGCAGACUUCUGCCGGCGGUGGGCUGCCGCGAGGGGAAAUCGAUCACCACCCCUUCGAGGCUCACCACGAGGUACCACCACCACCACCACCACUACCACCACCAGUGAUAACGCUCGCCGCGAGGUGAGACAGUCAUUUCCGCCGGAGCGUCGACGUGAAGACGCCACAAGUGUGAUAAACGACAAGAGUCUCGUAAAAGUUUGUUUGCCGUCGAUUGAUAAUCGAGAAAUUCAAUUUCCAAGAGAAAUCGCGAUUCAUUGACCGGGUGCGAGUGACAUUUGUCUAGAAAUAUACAUCGUUGAUCGAGCAGCAAGAAUUCGGUCCGACUCGAUCAUGCCACGUGCACGCUGGUAGUUCGAGAAGUGACACAGUGACGAAUAGCGUUAACAUUCGCGUUUGCCGAUCUCUGAGCGAUCAGCUCCACUCGGUUCGCCGAGUGCUCACCGAAAGUCACCGCGCGCGACGACGUGAGAGGCCGGAGCAGCGUGUCGCGCUUUCGAGUCGAAAGUCGCGUACGAGAAACUCUCUCACGACACAACACGACACUUAUCAGCGCGUCGUGAUAAAGCGGUGAGCUACGAAGAGGAGCGACGGAAAGUCUCGCAGGGACGAGGCGAAUCGACGCGUCUCUCGCGAGAGCCGUAAACAGGUGACACAAUUAAGUUUGGUCGGCCCGGCCGAUUGGUCGGAGAUCGGCGCGCGCGUUUCUCUUCUUUCGCGCUUCUCUUCUUCUUCUGCCUCGUCACGUGCGCGCGAGAGAAGCGCGGAGAAGCGUGCGGGACGAUGGCCGAGCGGAGCAACAGCCGCCGCAACCGAAUCAUCGUCGUCGAUCCCAUCAAGCGCUCGGAAAUGAUCGCCGAUCGUCGACGAAGUUGAGGGCCUUGUUUGCCACGCGAGAGUCGGCGGGCUUGUCAACGAAUGGCUCGCAAACAUCGCGCGACGAGUGCUGCUCUCGGCGAUAAUAGCUCGCGAAUCGGAGCACACGUCCUUCCUGACACGCCGGGGACGCGCGGGGUCACGCGGCUCCCCCGUCGAUCGAAUUAUUAAAAGAAAGAAGGAAAAGAAAAAUACCGAGCGACGCCGAUCGACAAGGAGGACGGACGGCCGAGUGUGUGGCUGCGAGUGGACGAUAACGAGGCGGCGCGCAGAAGGAGCGUCGUCAGUGGAAAGGAGGUCUCGACCGGCGCCUCUUCAUCGUCUCUCUCUCUCUCUCUCUCUCUCUCUCUCUCUCUCUUUGUCUUUGCUCUCGCUACGACGGGCACAGUUUGUUAGCCAAUAAGACAAUUAGUAACGAUCGGCAGCUACUUCCUCGACCGGACUCCGGUUUGGCUCUCUCUCGUUCUCGAGUCGAAAAAACGAAAAGGAGCUAGCCUAUAUAGCUCCCCAAAAGCGGCUCUCCAACGUGUUGGCGAAAACCUCCGCGGGUUACAGAGCGUCGUCGAAGAAAAAACAGGAUCGGGGAUACAGUGAUUUUCCAUCGAUCGGGUUAUGUGCGAGUACGACGUCGAUAUGACCGGCGACGCGAAUUGACGUUACGAAAGUGAGAGGUAGCGAAAAUGAUGCCGCCACCGCAGGUCGUGGGUGUGGUGCGGAAGCAACCGGGACAGCAGACUAACCCACGAAUAUCUCCCCUGGAUCCGCAGGAGACCAAAAUUAAAGGCGAGCUAUACGUGGAAGAUCUGGGCGAGAGAAGAACAGUUUCCAUCAGGAUGGGCUGGCUAUGGGUCGAGGGUACGCCGAUGAGAUUAGCGUUGCGAGCGUUGAAUCUUCUUCCAGCACCACCCAGCCCUUGUCAACCGUUUGCUCUAGGUUUUACCUUGAGUGAUUCACAGAGUCGUUCGCUCGCAACCUUUUGGGCUGACACGGAGCCGAUCUAUUGGUCCUGGACCAAAGCGAUCGCGGCCGAACUAGUCCGGCAAACGCCGUUUCGCUCGCAACGAUGCUAUAACUUCAUGGAGAUAUUCACCAUUUGUCCGAAAGGUCUGGACAGCCCGGCAACGAGGAGACGAUCUCGCAGUGAAUUUCGUUGCUGGCCGAGCGACUCGCCGACGGAGAAGACGGCGAUAUGUACGACGACGAUCCUCGACGAUUCCAGGAGGAGAGCGAGGAGCGAGUUGCGCGGUUGGUCUAGUAGCAAUUCGAGCGACGAGGAUCUCCUGGGAGAAUUUCGAAGCAUACCCACUGUGAUAAGCAACAAGGAUCAACCGGUCAGCAGAGCGUGGGGUUGCAGCGAGAGCAGCGAGGGUAGUGACGACAGUCUCCCUUGGGGUGGCGUAUGUCGGUCGAGCGUUGAUACAGUGGACUCCCGCAGCGUCCCCUUACCAGAACCAGAAACAAGGGAACAGAGGAUACAGAGGUACAAAGAGGCACGCAGACGCGAAAACGAAGCGAGAAGUCGACGAAUCCUCGAGGAGGAUGCGAGGCGAAGAGCGAGAGCUGAGGAGAACAACAACAACUUGCCGAAGAUCUAUGGUAGAACCAGGAGCAGGAUUUGUUCCGCCAAUGACAACGACGACGCUCGUCCGACCCGCUCGCCUAAAAAGGAACUUGUCUCGUCAACUGACACGCGAAGGCAAAACGAGAAUUCGAUCAUCGAUCGACUACCACCCCUCAGGCCGAACGAGUCCUCCACGGUGAGGUUUAUCACCGACGAAAAUGAUCGUAACGAGGACGACAAACGAAACAAUAAUAAUAGUUCAAGAAGUGAAAACAGCAGUCCUGGGAUACUCAAGACAGACAUCAAUGAGAGAAGAAGUAGAGCCAGAGAAAGGAGAAUCUUUCGUGACAAGGGGCAAUUGACCGGUAUCACCAUUGCUAACGUGGAAACUCUUCGAGAGCGAAAAGAGCGUUUGGCUCUCCUGUCUUCCAGAAUUCCCGUUCCCCGCCAAUUGUUGCAACCCUGUUUAAGAUCUACAGACUGCCCGGCGAUUGCAUUUCCAGUUUCUCCGCCAGUUUUAACGAUGCCACCUUGCGAGGAGGAUGUUGCCAAGCUUCUGGAGCGAUGUCAGAGGGUGGAUCAUUACGUGCCGGUGCGGGAGAAGCUGACUUUGUUCGAAUCCCUUUCGAGAUUAGGCGGUCGCCUGGCCAGGAGUACGGAAGAUCUUGGCCGAACGUCAUCCAAUCCCAGUCCCAGGGGCAAACAACGCGCCCGAUCCCUUCACGAUCUCAACCGAGGCGCUAGAGCUCUGCCCGUGAGAGAAAUGUGUCGAUUUUUCGAGGGCGAGCUAGAGCAGGACGCUUGCCAGAAGACGACGACGACUUUUGCGAAAACGAGAUUUAGCGAUCCACCCGCGAAGAACACGUGGAGAGAUCCGAGUUUAAAACACGAGGCACCGUGCAUCAGCGCUUCCGCCAGAAAGAAACACUAUUUGAAGUGAACUAAUGAAUUCUCUCAGGACGUUUAAGAAGCUAAGAAUAAACAUUCUCGAGUUCACGAUCGUCUCAUCGAAAAUGAAGUAGCGGACUCAAAGUAACGGAGUAAUUGCACUUCAUUAUUCUUAUAUCUUCCUCUCAGCGCAUAAAUUUUCAUAAAUCAUACAAGUGUUUGGAACUAGCAUAAAGCUAAAAAAUAUUUUCCAAUCGGAUAAACUGCGAUAGUUUUUUUUCUAAAAAUCUGUUACACAGGUCUGCAAAAUUUAAUCUUUUUUCUCGUUUUGAGAAAGAAGAAUAGUUUCCCAUAGUUUCUUAAUGUAUCCAAAUUCACAAGAAGAAAAACCCUAUCGCUUAAAAUUUAUGAGAAAAAUUUGUUUGAAACGCGUUUGUGACUUUUUUUGAAAAUUUGUAGCUAACAAACUCAAUGCGAGAAAUUUUGAAAAAUAUUUCAAAUUAAUGCUUGAACAUACAUAUUAUAAUUUAAUAUGAAAAGAAUUGAAUCUUUUACCGUCCAUACCACAUUAAACUUCUGGCGCGAUUUUUUUUUAAGGACAAGUGCAGUCACACAGUAUCAGGUAGAAUGAUGGUUUCUAUACAUAUAUACAGUUUCACAAGAAACCACUACAAAUAAAAAUUAGGCAGAUUUGUUAAUACAAAUUAUCACGCCUGACUGAUUUUGUUUCUAUCGCGUGAUUGAUAGAUCGAUUGUAAAUCUAUCUAGUAAUACAAAACUAGGAUGCUUUAUUAUUUAAAUUACAAGUGUUUUCCUAAUUUUGUAUGUAAUUUUGUAUGAUGAAUAUGAAUCUGGCUGCAGAAAUUAUUUAUCACAUCAGGUUUUGAGAUAAAUGAUGUAAAAUGGUCCAAAAAUAACAAUUUUGGAGAUUUAUAAACAUAUUACAAAGCCACUUUUCAAUAUUUAAACCGAUAUAGUACUAUUCUUUCUUUUCAAAAUCAACUUUUGCCAAUGUGUGAUUUUUUUUGGUCGAAAUAUAUCAUUUAGAAAUUAUACAUAUAUAUAUACAUAUAUAUACAUAUACAUAUACAUAUACAUAUAUAUAUAUAUAUAUAUAUAUAUAUAUAUAUAUAUAUAUAAUAUAUAUAUAUACGCAAAAAAAUAAUUUGGCAUAACAAACUUUAUGUUACUGUAGCAAAAUCUAUUAUUAGAUGGACAGUAAAGAUAUUGAUUAAAGAUACUAGUUGAUAUUUUGAUUAGCUAAAAUUAGUGAUUAGCUAAAAUUGAUAUAAAUUUGUUAAAACUACAAAUUUUGCUGUAAAAACAAAUUGAAUUGAAUUACAAAUUUAAACUUGUAUAAGCCCAUUGGUAAUAUUUUUGCUUUAAUAACAAAGGUAUUUGCUAAAAAUAUAUUAUUUUGUGAUAGCAAAGUAAUCCAAUUAUAAAGACAAAUGUACUCGGCAAAUUUUUUUCUGUUUUAGGAACAAAACGGAUUAUAUUUUAUUCAGAAAUAAUUUCUAAAAUUAGUUCUGUCAAAUAAAUGUUGUCGCUGCCAGUACAAAUAUACAAUAGCAAAGGCAAUUUUAUUACAAUUUCAAUAUUAUAUUUCUCUAUGUGCAUAUAUAUUCUACAUAUACUUCCGUGCUUUCAAAAAUUCAUAACUUUUAACUGCUAUAUCUCGGCGAAAAAAAUUCGCACAUUGGCAAACAAAAAUUCAUUUAUAGGAGAAAGAAUCAUAUUAUAUGAGGCCAUCGGUUAUGGAAAUAAUUUGCUUUCUCUGUAAUAUUUUUAUAAUCAUUUUUAGGUUUUUUUAUUCCAUUUAUCUCAAAAACGUGAUGUGAUUACAACUCAUGAGACUGGAGUCAUACUCAGCACAUCAAAUUACGUAAAAAAGAACCACUUGCAAUUCUUAACAUCUUUAAUUUUGAGGGCCUGUGUAAUUAUAUAUAACCAGUAUCGCCGAAGUUCGCAAAAGUCUCUCGAUGACAAUCGGUUUCUCGAUGAUUCUCACUAGAUUCCCGGAUAUAUGAAGCUAAUUUGAUUUAACCGCGCUUAUCAAAUGCUUAGAUUAGAAGUCUGUUGUAUUGCGGGCGACGAUUGUCACACUUGCAUCAAGAGAAAGUCGCCGCGCGCGAGGGCUUUUUUUCACGCUCGAGGCCCCAAACUGUGCUCGAUUCUCUCGAUUGCUGGUUGUCGCGAUCGGCCAUCAGAGUGAAGGAAAAAAAAGAUUCUCGAUACUCAGUUAUGUGCGCGUGUUACGAAAGUGAAAAUAGAGAGAAUAUCGGUAAAGCCAAUCAUCGUAGAAAUUUCUCACUUUAGAAUAAGUUUUCACCUUUAUUCGUUACAAAUAUCGUUUCGAAUUAUAGACAAUCUGCUUUUGUUUGUAUUAAAAAAAAAUUAUAUAUAUUUAUAGAAUCGGCAUAUAACGCGUCGAUUGUGCGUAUCAGCGAGAUCAAGCAUGACCGAUCGUGACACGAAGGCAAUGACGGAAAAAGAAAGAGAGAAAUAGAGAAAGAGAGCGGAAGGGAGAGGGGGAAUCGGAGAAACCGGUAAUUUACGUUCACCGAGCGAUUGCCGCAACGUUGAACACCUGUAUGUAUACAAAUUAUACGUACAGUGAGCCGAUCGCCGAGCUCAUUUUUCGAUUAGCCUGAAUUCGAUCGUCUGGAUUUUAAUCGGGCAGCAGCUCAUUCGUUGAAUAUCCAAAGAAAUGAAUGGUAAAUAUCGUAAAUGUUUACGGCGUUUCCCCAAUUACAAUAAUUGCAAGUGAAAUUUGUACAUAAUCGAUUAAUUUCAUUCUGUACCUGAAAUCGUUGGUUCUAUGUCUUUUUCGUCUUAGGCUAUAGUUUAACUUUUGUUACACGUCCUCUUUUGUUGCAAUUGUAAAUAAAUGUCUAAUAAUCAAUUUAUAUGAUUUGUAUGUAUAUACAUAUAUAUAUAUUUAUGUAUAAUAUGUAAUUUGUUGAGUGUGUUGAUGUGUAAUAUGCCAUUAGGGCAGCGAUCGCCCUUCGUUGAGUCUCUUGAAUUUCCGUCGAGAGCCAGAAUAUGGACUAGAGUCGACUUCCGCUUAUUUAGAAUCGAAACGAUUAUUUCCGCUCAUACAAUACUCCCCUUCACUCUCUCGUUCCUUUUCGUAAUUGAUAACAUACAACGUGUAGGAAUAAAAAUGUAUUCUAAUUACAUAUAAAAUCAGUAAAAAAAAAAUUAUUAUUUUGAAAGAAGAUAUAAGAUAUGAAAAAAGCAAAAAAAAUUGUUUGACAGAAGAAACUUCUUCAAAGAGAACUUUUUGUUUGUCCAAUUUUUAAAUAAUAAAGAAAUUACAAUGCUCCCUGAUUUGAUAAAAGAUGAUUAUACAUUUACAUUUCGAUAUUUUACAUAGACUCGCCGAAAUUAAUUAUUUCGUAAAAAAUUUACUGUAGCCAACAUUUGGAAAAUAAUUUUGUGCAGUCAAACUUCCAUCGAGACGUUUUGUACUCGAAAAGGAUUGCCACUUAUUUUUGUAUCUUGUUUGUUGCAUAUAUAGUUGCAUACAUGGACUGCGAGUUUCUUGCGUUAUAUGUAUAGAAUUGUAAACGUAAUGUUAUGGAAUAAGGAAGAUUAUAGUGUAAAAAUAUUGCGGAAAAUAAUCAGGGAAAAUAAUCUUGAGACAGAGCGAUCGAAAGUUAACGAUAUUUCUUCAUUAAUUACUCGCGCAUAUGGAUUGUUCUCAUUGAAAGUGUUCUGGAAUUCUACGUGAUGUUUAUAUUGUGAUUGAAAACUCUCUCUUGAAUUUGUCAUUCUUAACUAAAUUUUACCAAAUACUGAUAAAAAAUAUUGACGAUUUAUAGUAAACCUAGUUAUAUCGCUAUUACAUAUUAACUUACAGCUACUAAAAUUGUUACAUAUUAAUAUAUGUAACAUAUGAAUCAUGAAAUUUUUGCGACUAAUAUUUAAACAUUUUUGUCAUAUUUCUGAUAGAAUUCCAGGAUACUAUCAAAACCAGAUCACGAAGUUGCUUGCAGUCGACGACCGUCUACAGGGUGAUUCAAAUGACUCCGUUGUCGUGUAUUUUGUAGUAGAUUCAAUCAAACGGUGUCAUUUAUCAGUGCCACUCGGUAUGAAGGGUUGGUCGCCAAAGAGGUCUUCUAGUCCCUCGUCGGAUAAUUCCGAAAGGUUAUCCCCCAUAUGUAUAAUUCCUCGAUAUAUUCUGACUUUUUUAUUAGCCCACGAAUAUUUGUCACACGGUACGGAAUCGCGUACCGUCCGCGGCGCAAUUACGCGGCGAAAGUUGCGCGUCUUUGUAUUUACCUUUGUUGUAAUAAAAAGGGACGAAUAAUGGCCGUUACAUAAAA